GUGUUCUGCCUUUCAAGGAUCUUGAACCACCUUCCCGUGGACUCUCAUUUGGUUGCCAAACUCUUGGAUUUUCUCGUGGACCCUGAAGCCAGCAUCCGAUACCGGUUCAGUUCAUCGCUUCAAGGAUUAGUGGCCGCCGGAGGCUCGGACCUUCAGGACCAGGUCAUCCGUCGGCUGAGGAGAGCAUUGGACGACGCCUGGCAGGCAUCCAACACCCAGCUGCAGGACUCGCUGCUGAUUACAGUGUCGCAACUUGGCCGUCACCCCCUUAACACCGAGCUCCGCGAAUUUGCAGUGCUGUGUUUGCUUGAGCACUCACUCUGCUGCUCUCCUAACGUGGCCGAAGCCGCUACGCAAGAGUUGGAUGAACUGACAAGGGCUCUCAGCUCUACCACAUCAGACUUCUUCAAGCAGUUUCGUCCGCUGGUGGGCAAGUUCCUGUUUGAGAGCAUGAUCAAGUCCUGUUCGGAGCGCCGGUUCUCUUUGGGGAAGUUCCUGAGUCCGCUGGUGGGGGCCUUUGGCUUCGCCGACGUCCGCGCCUUGCUCAUAAGCGUGCUGCGUUUCCUGUUGCCGCCGCUGGUGCUCCAGUCGGACACAUCUUCCUCACGUCUGCUUCGUGCCCUUGCGCGGGAGUUGAAGACAAACCGUCGAGACCUGCUCAUGACGCACUUCCGACACGUCUUUGCUUACCUCGUCUGCAAUGCCGCUGACAGCCAGCUUGCAACCGCCCUCUCCUUCGUCGAGGCGGAGACGGGCCUGGGAAUCGGCAAUGUCUUGCGCUUCGACUUCCAACGGAUUCUCAACGAACUGCUCUUUCAUCUGGGAAGCCACUACGACCAAGUCUCCGACGGACUGCUCGUCCUGGCCAAGGAAGACGGAUUCCGUCCCGUCAUGACGACUUCCGAUUUGACCGACUUCCUACAGCCGAGGCUUCUGGGGUUUCUGACAUUCUUUGACCUGCAGCUGUUGAACAGGAAUGUCACAGACGUCAAAAAGAAGCAGGCGCUUUCAAGCCUAGAACGGAUCAUCAAGCUCAUGGGACAGCGUCACGUGACAGCGCUGCGGAUGAAGCUGAUGGCGACACUCAAGCUGGCUCUCAGGCUCCAUCACGGGGAAUUUCCGGCCAUCAAUUGCAGCAUUUGGAACACCUUUGUGCACAACCUCGAACCAGCAUCUUUGGGUCCGAUGCUGAGCCAAGUGACGGCCAUCUUGCUCCCCCUCCUCAAACUCGACCCAGGAGGAGCCAAGGACAUCUUUGACUUUCUCUUUGUUGAGAACAGGGAACGCUUCGAGGAGUAUUUCCCCGACCUGCACUUCAUUUCGGAACUUCCGGAGCUGGAACACGUCAAGGACGCUGUGGCGCCCUCGGAACAGUCUGGGCAAGCAGGCCUAAGCGCCAUUCUUGGCAGCUGCUUGCACGGAAUUGCUCAUGAAAACCUGGAUGUUCGUCUGCUUGCAUUGGGCAAACUGAAGAAGGUUCUCUCAGCUAAUCAGAAUGAACUGGCUGAACACCUCCUCACACGAGAAUCUCUGGAGCCACUGGUUUCCAGGCUAGUGGUGCAGUUGCUCAGUGGUUGCAGAGAAGCGGACUCCAAAGUUCACAUUCUGCUGGCUGAAUGCUUCGGCGAACUUGGCGCCAUUGAUCCUGGUCGGCUUGAGCUGAAGGCCCUCUCGACUGGCGAAGCGGUUGUGGUGCACACGGGCAUAGACGACGAGAACUUUGCAUACGACCUCCUUCAGCGACUCUGCCGGUCCUACCUGGCAGCGGAAGACAGCAGGGUUCAGGACUGUUCAUCGUAUGCCAUCCAAGAGGUGCUCAAGAUCUACAACUGCAGUGACAGCCAGUCCAAAUCGGGGCAGAGCCUGUGGAAGCGGUUUUCAUCCGACGUCCAGGAGCUCUUCACACCAAUGCUCAGCUCGAGAUACAAGGCCAACAGUGUUUCCGAGAAGUACCCCCACCCUUUGUUUGGGAGUGCCUACGGACCAAACUUCCGUGACUGGCUUGCAAACUGGACCCUCGACCUCUUGGACAAGGUGAAAGAGAAGACUGCGGUGGAUGUCUUUCGAGCGUGCUCACUAGUGCUCAAGAAUGACUCAAGCCUGGCCCUCUUCCUUCUGCCCCGAGUUCUUGUCUGCGCGCUGGCGGAUUCUGACCAGGCCGGCCGUGAGGAGGUGAUGCUGGAGGUGCUUACGGUGCUCCGGCACUGCGAGCAGACGGACGCCUCUGGACUUCACCACCUCAGUGCCCAGACAGUGUUCUCCAUGCUGGACUACCUUGCAGUGAGGGCCAAAAAGUUCCGGAGUACGACGAGUGCCGGUCCGUCGUCUGUUGGCUCAGAGACACUUGUGCUGGGGGAGGAGGAGGCAGUCUUCACACGGAGCAUCCCUCAAGACCUCCUGGCUAGGGUCUCCUUCAACUGUCAGGCCUACACACGCUCCUUGCUUCACCUAGAGACUUACCUGCACCAGCAUCCAGCCAGCUUGCAGGAGCACCUAAGAUUCCUCCAGAAAAUCUAUGUGGCCUUGGACGAGCCAGACGGCAUUGCUGGCGUGGCAGCAGUUCGCAACGGCCGUGCUUCCCUCGAAGAUCAGAUCGUGGAGCAUCAGGCCAUGGGCAAGCUGCAGGAUGCCCUUGCCUGCUACGAGCGUGCACUGCGGCUGGAGCUACCCCAGGCGUCCCGCCAUCAGGGACUGCUUAGCUGCCUGCUUGGUCUGGAUCAGCCCAGUACGGCGCUGACCCAUGCGUCUGGACUGCUGGCUCAGAGGAGCGACUGGCUUCGAGACAUCAACGAGUACCGUGUAGAAGCGGCUUGGCGACUGAGCAGUUGGGAUUCGCUCAACGAGUUCCUCCAGGCACAGGAGAAUGUCCCUCAAGACUCUGGGAACAACUGGAGCAGUUGGGGUGUUGCCACUGGAAGGAUCCUUCUCGCUGCCCACAACCUGCACGAGCAGUCGUUUGUGGAGAGCUUGGCGCAGGCUCGCAGUCACCAGACGAGCCCUCUGGCAGCGGCAGCCAUGGAGCAAGAGGCGUACCAAAGGGGAUACCAUUAUGUUCUCAGGCUCCACAUCCUGACAGAGGUGGAGAAAGGUUUUGGCGUCCUUCUGAACCUAGAUGCGAGCAGUGACAAGGAGGAAAAGCAGACGGCAGUGACAUCUCUUCUAGACGUCUGGAAGUCUCGCAAGAGCCUGGUUCAGUGCUCUCCACUCUUCAUGGAGCCCCUUCUGAAUGUCCGGAGGGCAUUAUUGACCAUUGCAAGGGACAAGCAUCAUGACCUGGAGGACCUCUUGCAGACAGAGCUGGCCAAAUGUUGGCUGCAAAGUGCCAAGCUUGCCAGGAAGACGGGACACCUGCAGCAGGCCUACAGCUGCUUGCUCGAGACAGAAAUCUGCGACUUGCCGGACGUGUUUCUCGAGAAAGCCAAGUGGCUCUGGGCCAAGGGUGAGCGGGAGCAUGCCCUCAACGAGCUUCAGAGGGGCAUAGGACGCCACUUCUCCAACCUGACGCCGAAUUGCAGCGGCGACCUGACCACAAGUCCCGAAGACCGCUACGUUUGUGCAAAGGCGAAGCUCCUACUGGCACGGUACAGCGAGGAGUCGGCGGCGGUGGAAAGCACCAAGCUCGCCAUACUGUACAAGAGCGCUGCCCAAACGUGCUCCGCCUGGGAGGACGGACUCUUCCACCUGGCCAAGUAUUGCGACACCGUGCUCAACCUCCACGAGAAGCAGGAAAAGAGAGCGGAGGUGAUGGUGCACGUGGUGCGGCACUACGGGGAGUCCCUGCGCUACGGCUGCGAGCACGUGUACCACUCGAUGCCCCGCCUGCUGUCCAUCUGGUUUGAUCUGGGCUCCCAGGUGGCCGAGAUGGGGCGCGCCCGCCGCUCUUCCGCCGCGCGGGAGAAGCUCGAGCAGUACUUGGCGCACAUGACCGACAAGGUGGUGGCUGUUUUUGCUGAUCAGCUUCCCUGUUACCUCUUCUUCACCGCUUUCCCGCAACUGAUCUCGAGGAUCUGCCAUUCACACGAGCAAGUAGCUCGCCAGCUCAAGGCAAUUGUUGCUCGUCUCUUGAGAACCUACCCGCAGCAGGCCGUGUGGAUGAUGAUUGCGGUGUCCAAGUCCUCGUACCCGAUGCGAGUUCAGCGCUGUCAGGAGGUGUUCCAGCUAGCCCGUCAAGAGAUGCCCAGCCUGGGCAAGUUCCUCGGCGACACCCUGGCCCUGUGCGACAAGCUGCUGGAACUGUGCAACCGGCCCGCCGGCGAAGCCCACGUCCUCAGUAUCACCCAGCAGCUGAAGAGCCUGCACCGACUGCUCGAGGACAGAAAUUUCAGUCAGAUACUGCUGCCCCUGCAGUCUGCUAUUUCGGUGACCCUUCCAAGUGGAGGAGCUUCCAGGGGCCACGACCCGUUCCCACAGACUCCAGUUCACAUUGUGGGCAUCAACGACAAAGUCGAGAUCUUGUCUUCCCUUCAGAAGCCCAAGAAGAUCACCAUUAAAGGAAGCGAUGGAAACUCCUAUGCCAUGAUGCUGAAGCCUAAGGAUGACCUUCGGAAGGACUGUCGACUCAUGGAGUUCAACAACCUGAUGAACCGCUACCUCCGACGCAACGCAGAAGGACGGCGCAGGCGGCUGCACAUCCGGACCUACAACGUGGUCCCCCUGAACGAGGAGUGCGGCCUCAUCGAGUGGAUCCCCGACCUGCAGGGUUUCCGGUACAUCCUGAACCGCAUCUACCGGGAGAAGGGGCAGCUCACCACGGGUCGCGAGCUGAAGGACAUGAUGCCCAAGCUGAGCGCUUCGCUCGCAGAGAAGCUUGAUGUCUUCAAGAACAAGCUCUUGCCUAGGUUUCCGCCAGUCUUUGUGGAGUGGUUCCACAAGAACUUUCCUGAUCCCACAGCCUGGUACACCGCGAGGCUGUCCUAUGCGCGCACGCUUGCAGUGAUGAGCAUCGUGGGCUUCAUACUGGGGCUGGGCGACCGCCACGGCGAGAACAUCCUCUUCGACGCAAACUGCGGAGAUGCGGUUCAUGUUGAUUUCAACUGCUUAUUCAACAAGGGGGAGACAUUUGAUUGGCCUGAGCGUGUGCCUUUCCGCCUGACGCACAACAUGAUUGAUGCCAUGGGUCCCCUUGGUUAUGAAGGCAUCUUCAGGAAGGCCUGCGAAGUGACACUGAGGAUCAUGCGCAAUGAAACAGAUGCUCUUAUGAGCGUGUUGAAGCCAUUCGUGCAUGACCCCUUGGUCGAGUGGAGCAAAGCACCUAAGGGAUCCAGGGCCAACCCACCGGACUCUGGCGAGAUCAUCAACGAGAAGGCCCUCGCCAACGUGAACGGGAUCGAGCAACGGCUCAAGGGAGCCUACAGGGGACGGAACAAGGCCGCCGGACCGCCCCUUUCCGUGGAGGGGCAGGUGGACUACCUGAUUCAGGAAGCCACGAGUGAAGUCAACCUCUGUCAGAUGUACGUGGGCUGGGGUGCCUACCUCUGAUUGGUCGAUGCAUCGCUAUGGUCACAGCCGCAGCAUUUCUAGUUUGCCUGUUCUUUCAAAAGUGGUUCUGUCUAGUUCGAGCAAAGUCUCAGGGCACAAGUGUUGUUAGCUCGCUGAAAUGAGCCACAUCUUCCGUUGUAGGCAUAGCGUUUCUUAUAUCGGAGAGUCCUUGUCUUGUGAGUAUGUUGUGUUUCUUUGUGCUUAUUCAUUGUUUUCUUUUAUUUCUUUUUCACAAGAGCCUCAGGAACAAAUUUUUUAAAUUUUGGCAUUGUGGCAUAUUUUAUGUUCAUACUUUAACUCGAGUUUUGUUUCGUUUUGGAGUUGUAA
Messenger RNA from Ixodes scapularis (black-legged tick), 5805 nucleotides. RefSeq names its product serine/threonine-protein kinase ATR (gene mei-41). The transcript has 44 exons. Gene Ontology annotation, biological process: DNA damage checkpoint signaling; telomere maintenance; protein phosphorylation. The coding region runs from base 451 to 5478 and encodes 1675 amino acids. Gene Ontology annotation, molecular function: protein serine/threonine kinase activity; protein binding. NCBI's taxonomy places the organism in Eukaryota, Metazoa, Arthropoda, Arachnida, Ixodida, Ixodidae. The record is from RefSeq and is a predicted model, not a curated record. Gene Ontology annotation, cellular component: nucleus.